AAACUGAAAAGGGGCGCGAUUUUUAGUAGGACGGGAACAAGGUUGGCUUCAUUUUCAGGUGCCUUCUCCGGUUUUGGUCUGGAGUUGGAUGCGCCAUUGAUUCAGCCGCGCCGCUCACCGGAUGAGAAAGCGGUACCUUGUGAUUUAUUAUUGUUGAGAGGACCAUGCAUCGUAGAUGAAUCCAUGCUUACUGGUGAAAGCGUGCCGCAAAUGAAGAAUGAAGUGCUUAUGGUCUAA
Gongylonema pulchrum is the source of this 237-nucleotide messenger RNA. The record is from the annotation of a GenBank genome assembly. Lineage: Eukaryota; Metazoa; Nematoda; Chromadorea; Rhabditida; Gongylonematidae.